This is a messenger RNA of Caenorhabditis angaria, 4013 nucleotides long. The record is from the annotation of a GenBank genome assembly. NCBI's taxonomy places the organism in Eukaryota, Metazoa, Nematoda, Chromadorea, Rhabditida, Rhabditidae.
AUGUUGUCUACAAUGCAUUAUUCGACUAUUGGAAAUGCCAAAAUUUAUCAGGCAAAGAAAUGCCGCCUAAACAAAAACACCAAGUUUCCACUAGAAAAUGUGGAACUUGUUUGCAUUUUGGAUAGACGAAUUCUUCUACAAUCAAGGAAGGAAAAAGUUGUGAGUUAAAUGAACUAAAUUGUAUAAUCUGAUAUAUAUAUGUAUAAGUUUCAGAUUCGCGUCGAAGAUUCUGUAAGUAAUAUAACAAUCUACGAGGAUAAAGGAUUUUUUUACUUGUCCGAGUUGGAUAUUGAUAAAGAAAUUGAUGAAUGCCCGGUGUUGGGAUUUUAUUUCAACAAUGUUGAAGUUCGGGUGAGGUGUAAAACUUUUACAACAGUUCAAUUUACAAUUUUCUCACUGAUUCAGAUAUGCUUCGAAGAGCUCACAAUAGUUUCAAGACUCAACCAAAUGAAUGAAGAUUGUAUCAAACCAGAAUUCUUGGACCAAUUUUGUAAAGAUGAUCUAGAAGUUGUACAAUCAACGAAAAGAAAGAAUGUCGAGCCGAAGAAGGAGAAAGAAGUACAAACCGGGCAAGAAUUAGCUGUUGAACCGACAAAAUCUGCUGAGGAGCCAACUAGGAAGAAAUUGAAGCCGGAUUCGCCAAAAGCUCCUUCAAAAUCUGAAAUUGCCCGAGCCGCAGAUUCAGAAGAAGAAGAAGACGAUAAUUAUUCGAAAAUUCAUAAAAUCGUUCAAUCAGAAAAGAAGAAGAGAUCUAGAAGUUAUACAGAGGAUGAAGAUCUAGAAGUUGUACAAUCAACGAAAAGAAAGAAUGUCGAGCCGAAGAAGGAGAAAGAAAUACAAACCGGUCAAGAAUUAGCUGUUGAACCGACAAAAUCUGCUGAGAAGCCAACUAGGAAGAAAUUGAAGCCGGUUUCGCCACUUUCGCCAAAAGCUCCUUCAAAAUCUGAAAUUGCCCGAGCCGCUGAAUCAGAAGAAGAAGAAGACGAUAAUUAUUCGAAAAUUCAUAAAAUCAUUCAAUCGGAAGAUGAUAAUGAAUCUUCAGUUUCGCUCGAACUUAUCAACGAAGAAAAUGACGUAGAGGCUCCAAGUUCCUCGACUUCUGCAACAUUCAACAUAAAAAGAUGUAAUGUUAUUACUAGUACAAAGCUCGAUGCAGAUAUCAUCCGCGACCAAUCUUUUGAAAUCCUUCGUCAAAGAAUCGAUGAAUUAUUAACAUGCGCCAUUGCUUAUAAGACUAAACCAGUGAGUUUUUUACUUCUUCUAAUUUUCGAAAUCGUCCGAAUUUUUCCAGUGCAGCUCCCAAUAUAUAAGCUUUGGCCAUCAAAAAGUUCAUAAAAGAGCAGUAGCAGAUUUCAAAGAGCAAAUAGAGAAUGGACGUGUCAUAAGCGAGGAGCCAGUGAUUUCUGUUUAUGAAAAAGAGUGAGUAAAUGUUACUUUUGUUUUGUUUUGAAGUCUUCAAAAAGUUAGUUUUACGUGAAUAUAAACUUUAUUUCCAGUGACGGGACGUUCGUAGUGCUCGAAGGAACUGAUCGUGUUGCGGCCAUGAAACAUUUCGAACCGCUGACGGUGCGUUGGUUUUUUUGCCAGUUAUAUAAUAUUUAUAACAUUUUUAUAGGUACGCGCAAAUCUUGUUGAGCCCGGUGACAUCAAUCGGUUUUUGGUCAAGCAGUUCAUUGGAUGUGGUGAUCACGUAACAAUUUAUGAAAAGGUAUAGUUUUUUUUUGUAUUAUCUCAAAAAAAAUCAAUUUUACAGAUAAAAAUUUGCAAAAUUAUGUUGAAAAUGGUUGGAGCCAAAAAUCCAUCGUUGGUUUGGUCUGACAAACACAUCAAUUUUGUGUUCGAAAAAGUUGUUAGGGUAAAGUUCAUUUAAGUUUUCAAAUUUCUCAAAUAUGGGCGAAAAAGAGCAAAUAAAAAAAUCCAAUUUAUUUUCGAAACGUGAAAUUAAUCGCCCUAAUGGGGUGAUUCAAUUCGUUUUUUUACGAAUAGUUGACAGAAAAUCCGAGUCAUUUUUAGGAAAUUACAAAUGAGGAAUUGCAAUAUGAAAUAGAAUUUGACCUUUUUUCGAAACGUUUUCUAAAUUCUCUGGUUGUUUUUUUUUGAAUUCAUUUCGAAAUGAAAAAAAUUGAAGGAAGAUGAUUUUUUGUUGAUAAUUCCAACUCAUAUAAGUCACGUUUUAAAAUAUAGGCCAAAUAAAUUAUAUUUUUAAUGUAAUUGAUAGAAUUUUUCGCCAAGAAAUGAAAGCGAGGAAUUGACGGUUUUUUGUCAAUUAAUUGACAGAAUUACGUCGAUUAAUUCGACUGAAUCACCCCAUAACGCAUUUUGACAUUUUUUUUUGCAGAAAAUACCUAUUCCAAUUAUCAAACUCUGCUUUUGCGAUGAACUCACCGAAAUUGUUGAAAAUACAAAUGGAAAAUUCACGGUCUCCCAGGAAGUUGUUCAAUCAGCUACAUCGGCCUACAAACGAAGGCCUGAAGAGUGUAAAGAAGUUUUUGAUGAAUUCAUGAAGAUGCAAAAAAUACAAAACAAACUUUUAUCGAAAGUAAUGAUUUAUUCCGCGAAAUGAAUAUUUUAGAAAUAACAUCAAUGCAUUUCAGAGAUUGAAACGCAUAAUUCCAACAGCCCAACAAUCACUAUCAGCAAAAGGAGUUAGGAAAACUUUGAUCGAUAGCUUUAUCACUGAUCAUUCUGGCGACGUUAGAUUGGAUGAAUUCGGAUGGUGAGUUUUUACUUUAAGGGUUUCUAGAUGGAAUUUUUUACGAAAACACUUUUGUGAGUUUUAACUCGAAGAAAUCUGGCAUUUCUAAAUUUAAAAUCAUAGAUAUUUCGUCUAAAUCUGAAUAUUUUUGUCAUUGGAUAAAUGAAAAUAAGGAAAUUGUCAUGGGUUAAAUAAUUGACCAUACUUCUCCACAAAUUAUUAAGUAACUACUGGAAAAUGUAAAAAAAAUUUCAGCUGGUUUCCUAAUCGAAGUGCUAGGAACACAAAACCGUCUACAAUUCAUGAGAAAUGGUUGCAGUUCUUAGAUGAAAAAUACGCUGAUCAAAAAGUAUAUGGCACAGUGAAUGUUCACGACAAGGACACCGAGCCACAAUUCGAAGCCAUAAUUAUUCAUAACACAGUAAGUUUACGAAUAAUAAUUGCAAAUACAAGAUCAUACAUCAUUGUUGUUUGCUUCCCAGAAAAUAUUAUUAUUCCUGCGUAAUUAGAAUCUCAAUACAUAUUUUUUACAGAAUCACCCGUUAUUCAUCACACCAAUCCAGAACUCCAUUUAUUAUAUUCUAAGCGACAUUCCCAACAAUUACACAACUCAAUUCUUCAUCAGUGUAGAUUCGGAUUACGCGAUUGACGAGGAAUUUGGUCGUAAGUUGCAACAAGAGAGUUCCGAGAUUUUUUUUUUUUUUCAGCGUCCAACAAUCUCGUUUCGAUUUACAUCAUUCAAUUUGAAGACGGUGAGAUGUUAUCUCAAAAACAGUAUUAUCAAAAUUUCCAAGAAAAUGGGAGAGGAGUUGGUCGGAAAUUCAUGGAGUGUAAAGAUCUCAACCAUCUUUUUCAUAAGAAUGUCUACAUUGAUUGCCCUCAUGUUCCACCAGGUAUUUUAUUUCAAUUAUUUGAAUACACGUCACAAAAAAUACAACUUUAUAAAAACAAAACACGUUCAAAAACAUUUUCGUCAGAAAAAGUUUGAUCAUCAUUAAAAAAAUUUAAAAACAGAACAUGUCUAAUUUUUUUCCGUGGAUUGUCUCAUCAGUUUCUUUUUUCAGCUGUGGUUCACAAAAUGGUUGGUGAUUCUGCCAAUAUUUUUGUCGACGAUGAAAGUUCCAAAAAGGCAUAUGAAAAACUUCGGCAGACAAUCAAAAAUCCAACAGUUGCCGUAACACUUUCAAAGGAACAAUCCAAAAACGCGUCAAAAUCAAAAUCUACUUCAAAAUCGAAGCCAUCAUCUUCAAAAUCGUCAAAAUCGAAAUCUUCUUCAAAUUUGAUGACAUCACCUUCAGAACCAUCUUCUUCGGCCUGA